GACGGGCCUGGGACACCCCCCCCCCCCGGGGGCCCUGCUGUCCCAAGCACCUAGGGUCAGAAGCGCUUCUGCAGCUGGCUGGGAGUGGGCGGGUGCUGAGCGCGGACGGGCCUCCUCGCCGCUCUCCCCGCCUCCUCGCUACUCUAGAAACUGCCACGGGCACAGCCGCACGCCCGCCUGCCGCGCGCGUCCUCCACGGAGCUCCCGCGUCGAGAUGCCUCCCCCGGUCCUGGCGCUCGUCAGCGGCCAGGUGCUCCCGGCCUUCCUGCUCUGCAGCACGCUGCUCAUCAUCAAGAUGUACGUCGUGGCGGUCAUCACCGGCCAAGUCCGGCUACGGAAGAAGGCUUUCGCCAACCCGGAGGACGCGCUGCGACACGGAGGCCUCCAGUACUGCCGCAGCGACCCCGACGUGGACCGCUGCCUCAGGGCCCAUCGGAAUGACAUGGAGAACAUCUACCCCUUCCUGUUCCUGGGCUUGGUCUACUCCUUCCUGGAGCCCAGCCCUUUCGUGGCCCGGAUGCACUUCCUCGUCGUCUUCCUGGGCCGCGUGGUGCACACCGUAGCUUACCUAGGCAAGCUGCGGGCGCCCACCCGCUCCCUGGCCUACACGGUGGCCCAGAUCCCCUGCGUCUCCAUGGCCCUGCAGAUCAUCUGGGAAGCAGCCCGCCAUCUGUGACCGGCCACUGACACCUCGGCCGCCGGACCGCUGGCCACCGGCCACCAGCCACCAGGGCCGGACCAGGCCGGACUGUACUUGGGGGAACUGGGCGUCCUUUCAAGAUUGGGAUAGGCCCCAGGGCCUGGUCUCCUAGCAACCUGCUGAGCGUGGGCUCCGGGCUCCUGGCCCAGCUGGCCUAUGCAUGUGUGUGCACACGUGUAAAUGCAUGCCCCUUGGAUUCCUGGGAGAAGUGGCCGAUCGGAACCGUUUAGAGACGGGUCGUCAGGGUUGAGAGACAGUCCCUCCACUCGGAUGACAGCACCAAAGACAUCGCCCCGUCUCCUCCUGCCUACGAACAGGGAGAGCUCGCAGAGACGCAGCCCAGGUCCCUACAGCUGACGGCUGUCCAGGUCCAGAGCUCUAAUAAAACGCUAACUUCUCAGACAGCC
Messenger RNA from Phyllostomus discolor (pale spear-nosed bat), 1107 nucleotides. RefSeq names its product prostaglandin E synthase (gene PTGES). Gene Ontology annotation, cellular component: membrane. Gene Ontology annotation, molecular function: prostaglandin-E synthase activity. The transcript is spliced from 3 exons. NCBI's taxonomy places the organism in Eukaryota, Metazoa, Chordata, Mammalia, Chiroptera, Phyllostomidae. Gene Ontology annotation, biological process: prostaglandin biosynthetic process. The coding region runs from base 215 to 676 and encodes 153 amino acids. The record is from RefSeq and is a predicted model, not a curated record.